AUGGAUUUCGACUUUUUACUCAACGACACAGCUAUCCAGUUUUCCGAUUUCCGGGAGUUCACGUUUCUUCCCGGACAUCAAAGAUUGUCUGAACGAGUGAGAAAGCGACUAUAUUAUGGAUUGGAUCACGAUGUGUCACUUGAAGUUCUGUCCUCCCCUGUGACAGAUAUCGCUGUUGAAAUCUUCCAGAAAUCUGCACCAAGUCCAAUCCGGAAACUCCACAAGAAAUAUGCCGUUCAUGUCGCCAGGGAGGCUUGUAUUUCACCAUGUGCCAUGAUGCUGGCGUUGGUUUACAUUGAAAGGCUUCGAAACAGAAACCCUGAAUACCUGCAAAAGAUCUCAUCCUCUGACCUCUUCUUGAUCUCCAUGAUGGUUGCCAGCAAGUACUUGUACGACGAAGGAGAGGAAGAGGAGGUCUUCAAUGAUGAGUGGGGAGCAGCUGGGAAGCUCGAUGUUGAGACGGUCAACAAGCUGGAAAUGAAUUUCCUCUGCGCUAUUGAAUGGAGUCUCUUCACUGGGUCUGAUGACUUCUUGGAGGCACUGAGCCAACUAGAGAGCAGCGUGGCGAAGCGUGAGGGGACAACGCGAGGCUGGUUUAGCUACACAGACCUCUGCGUGCUGCUCGAGCAACCAGCGUGGAGACAGGCGUUUGCGGCAAUCUACCAGCACUUUAUCAAGGUUUCCUGUAUGCUCGGGUUUCUCUAUCUGACCAGCGUGGCCGGCUUCAUUGCCACAAGCAGCGUGCUCCACCAGCUCAGUCUCUCUCCAAGCAUCCAGAGCCCGUUGGCUCCCCCGGACGAGGUCACCCCGGCACUCCUUCACAUCUCCGACCCCGACGUCCCCGCUCCACCGCAGCGGAUCCGCUGUUGCUCACUGUCCAACGAGAGUAUGAACUGCCACGCUGAUGUCGUCGGACCGGAUCGACUGCACAGAACGGCGUCCCCUUCCGUCAACUCAAAGACAUCGAUAUUGUGUCUCUGGGGCGCACUGCUCACCUCUUUGGGAUCUGUACGACCAGAAACUGCCUUGGAGUCAUUCGAAAACUGGUCUACCCCCUUCUGUCGCAGCACGCUCACAAACAACUCCGCCGUAUUCACCAGUCACGCAUCGUGGCUUGCCUCCAUCUAA
This is a messenger RNA of Nerophis lumbriciformis (worm pipefish), 1128 nucleotides long. NCBI's taxonomy places the organism in Eukaryota, Metazoa, Chordata, Actinopteri, Syngnathiformes, Syngnathidae. The record is from RefSeq and is a predicted model, not a curated record.